AUGACAAUUUUUAUCCCUCUCUCUCUCUCUCUCUCUCUCUCUCUCUCUCUCUCUCUCUCUCUCUCUCUUCUUCCAAAAUAUCGUAUGCGUUCAGUCAAUUUUCAGCACAUUUUUCGGUUCGUUUUUCUUUCACUCCUUCUAUACUAUUCUUUCUUUCUUUCUCUUUUUCUUCCUUCUUUUUUCCUUUCUUUCUUUUUUCUUUCUUUCUUUCUUUCGUUUUUUCUUUCUUUCUUUCUUUUGCUCUAUUCUUUGCCUUUUUUCUUCUUUCUCUUUCUUAUUUUAUUCCUGUUUUAUUCUUUCUUUCGUUUUUCUUUCUUCCUUUUUUUAUUUUCUAUCUUUCUUUCUUUCUUUUGCUUUAUUCUUUUCCUUUUCUCUUCUUUCUCUUUCUUAUUUUAUUCUUUUCUAUUUUUCUUUCUAUACGUCACAGUUCUGUUUUAUUAUUUCUUUCUUUCUUUCUUUCUUUCUUUCUACUUUUUCAUUCAUCCAUUCAUUCUUUUUCUUUCUUUCUUUCUUUCUUUCUUUCUUUCUUUUGGCUUAUUCCUAAUUAUUCUUUCUUUCGAUCUUUCGCUUUCUUCAUUCAUUUCCAUCAACUUCUUUCUUUCCAUUAAUUCGUCCGUCUGUUUCUUUCCCCCCCCCCCAACUUUUUGUCGCUUCCUUCAACCUUUUCGACAGAUUUCACUGACUUUCAUCAUAUUUCAUCUUCUUUUCACUGGCUAUCCAGCUUUCUUCUUCCCAAAAUCUCUUAGUCCUCCAUUUCUUACUUGGCCGUCUUACCCUUCCAGUCAAGCAUACCAUAAGCCCCGAUCGAAGACGUGGGUCGGGUUGCCGGGAGGGACAAGGAGAUUUAACGAUAACCGGAAGUUGAGUGGCUGA
Acanthosepion pharaonis is the source of this 873-nucleotide messenger RNA. Lineage: Eukaryota; Metazoa; Mollusca; Cephalopoda; Sepiida; Sepiidae. The record is from the annotation of a GenBank genome assembly.